Amphiprion ocellaris (clown anemonefish) is the source of this 3698-nucleotide messenger RNA. It is a transcript of the gene tefa, whose product is annotated as TEF transcription factor, PAR bZIP family member a. The transcript is spliced from 5 exons. Bases 192 to 1139 code for a protein of 315 amino acids. Gene Ontology annotation, cellular component: nucleus. Gene Ontology annotation, biological process: regulation of transcription by RNA polymerase II. NCBI's taxonomy places the organism in Eukaryota, Metazoa, Chordata, Actinopteri, Pomacentridae. The record is from RefSeq and is a predicted model, not a curated record. Gene Ontology annotation, molecular function: RNA polymerase II cis-regulatory region sequence-specific DNA binding; DNA-binding transcription factor activity, RNA polymerase II-specific.
UUACCGGGAAGUGGGUCGACGAGGCGAGUCGUGUCGGAUGCUCUGACGGCAGAAGUGAACAUUUAGUGCUUCAUUUGUGAAUUUACUAACAGUCCGUGACGGCGGUGAACCUCGCUGGAGAGCUAACAGGACGACCGCAGAGUUUUCUUCUUUUGUAGUUACUGCCCGGUGACAACAACAAGGGGUGAAAAAUGUCGGGAGAGCCUAUUCUCAUCACGGUGGAAACGGCCUCCGGGGCUCCCAGCUCGUUCCCGGUGGUUUUAAAGAAAAUAAUGGAAAUGCCUCCGCCGAAUAUACUGGACGGUGACGACGACACCGACAAGGAGAAGCUGUGUCUGGGAGAUAAUGUCGACCUUGGGGGAGGAGGCAGUGAUAUGGGCCCUUCGGCUGCCCUGACUCCUGCUAUCUGGGAGAAGACCAUCCCCUACGAUGGCGAGACCUUCCACCUGGAGUACAUGGACCUGGAGGAGUUCCUCAUGGAGAACGGCAUCCCCACCUCUCCUGAUGACGACGCCGUGAAGACAGGGAAGUCACAGGCUACUCCCUCUGCACAGACAAAGGUUACCAAGGCAGCAAGUGUAUCUCCGGUGGCCCUGCUGCCUAUACAGGAGUUGGACAAAUGUGAGGAGGAGGUGUUGAUCAUCACCAAGAGUGACUCUGAUAUCAUCUGUGAUGUUACUGCAGAGGUGACCAUCGAAAAGGACAGAGUGACCCCAGAGCCCAUCAGUCCAGAUGAAAUCGAGGUUGAGAUCAACUACGAACCCGAUCCUACAGACCUGGUCCUGUCAAGUGUACCUGGAGGUGAACUGUUUGACCCACGCAAACACAAGUUCAGCGAGGAGGAGCUCAAGCCGCAGCCCAUGAUUAAAAAGGCCAAGAAGGUGUUUGUGCCUGAAGAACAGAAGGACGACAAAUACUGGCAAAGGAGGAAGAAGAACAACAUGGCUGCCAAACGCUCACGAGACGCCCGCAGGUUAAAGGAGAACCAGAUCACUGUCCGAGCAGCUUUCCUCGAGCGUGAGAACGAGGCGUUGCGGUCAGAGGUCGCCGAGCUUCGGAAGGAGUGCGGCCGCUUCAAGAACGUUGUGGGGCGCUAUGAAGCCAAAUUCGGAGCACUUGCGGUGCCAGACGACCUAUAGACGGCAAUUGAUUUAUUCAUUUAUUUUAUCCAAUGAAUAAAUCAAUCAAAACUAUUGUGGUUGGUACAUGGGAGCGCUAGAGUCGAUCAGAUGACGAAGAGGAAGAAGAGGCAAAGAGCAUGUGUGAGGGCAGGACUGAUGUUGCCAUGGAGAUGUGAUAGCAUGUUAAGAUAUCAAUAUCUGGCUUUUCUUUUUCUUUUUUUUUUAAUUAAGUGUGUUUACCAUCUGUGUGAGUGAGAAGAGUGUGAGGAUGUGCAAGUGCUUCUUCAGUGCACCUCAUUUAUGACGUGCAUUUUUAUCAUGUUUUGUACAGCUGCGGCCGAAAGAGAUCAUUUGUGAUGUUUAUUUUGGAGAAACUCUGGGUUUUAUUUUAAGUUUUUAAAUAGUCGAUAUUUAGUUAGCAAGAUGCAAUAGCUUAGACUAUAGAUGAGUCGUUAUUACGGUUUGCAGGUAUCUUCCAUUUUUCAGAUAUAAAUGACUUCUGAAAAUGUAUUUUUCAAAUAUAUAUUAUUUAGUGGCAGAUUUUUGUUAAUAGCUGGGCUUUUCUUUGCCCACAAAAACUUAUGACUGUGACAUUUCCAAUAAUUUAAAGCAAGACACUACAGGUGAAUAGAGUAAAAAAGUAAUGUCCGCAUUGCAUUACUUCAGGUAAAGCAGUAGUUUUUCUGAAAUGUUUUGUUUGAAUAUACAAAUGAGAUAUCUCAUUAAAUAGGCACUAAUUUGCUUUUGAGGCCAAAGUUAUUGUUUCAUCUUGUUAAUAUAUUAAAGGUAUUUACAGGGACGAUUUUGGAUAUUUCCUUUUUUGAAAUCAAAAUCAUAAAAUGUUGUCAACAGCCUGGAAAAGUCUGUCUUCACCUUGUUUUUCAGGAUAAAAUGUUCUUCAAGUCAGGCUGAUACUGAUAUAUCAACAAAUCCCCUCUAUAAAAACAUAAAUGGCAGUAAAAGCUGGAAAGUUAUAAUUGCUACUGAAGUUGAAACGUCCAAUCAUUGGAAAAAGCAGGCUUGUAAAAUGUAUUCUGCUUAUGGGUGAAAAUUUAAACGAACAAAUAUCAGUUUCCCCAGUUGAUUACUUUCAUAAAGAAAUCUGAAAUGUUAAGUUGAAGUAUGCCAAUGAGAUAUUAGCUCAAAAAAUGUUGCUAAUUUGCAUAAACAUCCAGCAGACAAAGACACCUAAAUGUGUAUUUUGGACGUUUUCUUUGCACUAGUCUGACAGAAGACAUGCUAUGGAAGCAAAAUAUCCCAAAAUGUCCAAAUUGACCAUUGCGUGAGUUUUUGCCUGUAGUGUCUCGCCUUUAGCGUCUUCAGGGGAUUACAGUGACGUGGCAAAAAAAACAAAACAAUGUAGCCAUGUUCGCUUCUCUUCAUGUACAAGCAUUCAUUACCAGCGGUGCAGAGCUGUGUGUAAACGCUCUGUCCUCCCUGUCUGAAUGUGAUCUUUCUGUCGCUCUUGUGCCGUGUUCGUCAGCAGGUUGGACGCCUGCUUUGCUCUCUGCAGCUCUGCAGAGUCCAACUUGUUCACUUAUGUCAGUAGCGCUUCUGAAGUGUCUUGUGUAAGUUCUACUGAUGGAUGUGUUGUAAAUAACUCUAGGCUAAGAUUAUACUAUGUUGUCAUUUUUCUUUCUUGUUUUUAAGUAAAUAAUUUUAAAAUGUAUUCAUUAUCAUAGGAGAUAAAUAUCCAGAUACAGAUCUUGUUAAGUUUUUCGUUAUUCUUCAUUUACUUGGGGGAAAUAAUCGAGCAAUGCAACUGUAAAUUCCCUAAAUGCUGAGUUUGUCAUCUCUGUGAGGAGCUUACACUCCGUCGUCUUUGUGUUUGUCACAUUUGUUGACAAUUUCUCUUGUGAACAGUCAAUUUUUUGAAACCUGGCAGUCUCAAUAAUACAAUCUGUAUUGAGGCAUAUCUUUCAUAGAUAGGUAACCUUUAAAUCUUAGAGUGUCUUCUAUGUCUAAAGCCAUUUCAAAGCAGGGUGCAGUCUGCCAGUUUACAGGCAUUUAUCCUGUAACAUUACAUCCAGAAAUUACAGUUGUGGUCCUACUGUCCAGUUUUGACAGAAAGGGAAAGCUGUUUUUCUUUUACUGCUGUGCUUCCAACCAUACAUAGGUUAACUUUUUAUCUAAAUAAAUGUAAUAUUGUGAAAGGGAUUCCAUGUGUGCAGAUUGUUGCACAAGGAGGAAAAACAGAGCGCAGUGAUGUGGAGUAAAACUACGAGUCAGGAUUUUGUAGAAAUAUUUCAGGCCUCUAACUCCAUGAAUAAUUUCACUUUAGGCCUCAAUAAUUUUAGUCAGGUUAUCCAUAGUAAAGUGUCUUGAAGCGUCAUUUUUGAAUUCCAUUUUUUGGAAUAAUUCUGAUGAGCUAUUUUUUAAAUCCUUCCUGUCAUAACAAAGGCUGCAUCUGCCUUCUCUCUGAAACAGGUCAAUUUGUUACCUUCUGAGGGGUUAUUUUUAUUGUUCCUGGUUAUGUCUUUGUAUUUCUUUGUAAAGAAAUAUGUUGGCAUUUAUGAUUGUGGCUGUCUUUUGUGUCUUGUGUAUAGGGUCUGUAUAAUUAAAGCCUUGCUGACACAA